Drosophila serrata is the source of this 936-nucleotide messenger RNA. RefSeq lists its product as uncharacterized. Gene Ontology annotation, biological process: regulation of DNA-templated transcription. The record is from RefSeq and is a predicted model, not a curated record. Gene Ontology annotation, molecular function: DNA-binding transcription factor activity. Lineage: Eukaryota; Metazoa; Arthropoda; Insecta; Diptera; Drosophilidae.
AUGAAUUGCCUUCUACUACAGCUAAGCCUGGCCUUGGCGCUCUGCGUCCUCAUCGCCCCCUCCGGCAGUCUGGCCAAUCGUCGCACCAUCUAUCGUGUGGGACAUCGCGACUCUGAUCCGCAGGCCGAGGCCCGGUUCACCACGGCAAUUGCAAAUAAGCUGACGGCACUGAAGACUAGCAGCACCACAACAACCGUUGCCGCAGCCACCGCCACCACCCCCACGACGGACACUACCACCUCGUCCCCGACGGCCCCAACCACAACCGCCACCACCGGCACCACCACCCCAACCACCACGUCCCCAACCACCACCACUAGGCGCUCCUUCGGCCUUAGCCCCGCGGUGGAGGAGGAGGAGGUGGAGGAUGUAGAUGAUCUAGAUGAUGACCUUGCCCGUUCCUAUGCCGGGGAAGAUGACGUCGACGACGAUGAUGAUGACGAUGAUGAGGAUGGUGCCGCUCUGGCGGGUAACGGUGGUGCCGAUGAUGAGGAUGAUGUCGAUGAUUAUUAUAUGCUAGCCUCCGCAGCUCAACCACAGCAGCAGCAGCAGCAGCAUGUGGCAUCCGCUUCCGCUUCCGGUGGUGCCGUGGUGCGACCCACAGAGAUGCAGUGGCGUCAAUUCCAGGCCGCUCAGCGCAAUCGUCGUCGCAUUCAGCGGCUGCAGCGGGAGCAUAAUCAACGCAUUCGCGGCUUAUUGCGCCGCCAGCGUCAGCAGCAGCGGCGCCAGCAGCAGCGCUUGCGUAGGCAGAGGCAGCAGCACCGUCGCCGGAACAAUCAACGUCAGCGUCGCAACCGGAACCGUUCGCAGGCGCAGCGUCAGCGUCGUCGGCAGAGCAAUGCCGCCCGUCGUCGUCGUCGCGAGCAGCAGCGUCGUCGUCGGCAGCAGCAGCAGCAGCGUCGCCGUUUCAUGCGUAUACUGCGCCGUCGACGAUGA